Molecule: messenger RNA, 590 nt
Organism: Racocetra fulgida
Lineage: Eukaryota; Fungi; Glomeromycota; Glomeromycetes; Diversisporales; Gigasporaceae
Source: the annotation of a GenBank genome assembly
CGAUCGACGAAUACUUUAAUGAUAUUACAUUGGCCGUAUUGCCAACAUUAGUCAAAUUACUUGACGAAAAAGGUCCUGUCCGAGAGGAAGCACCGCAUGUUUUAGCUUAUUUGAUUCGUGAUAAUGAAGAAUUACAAAAGGCCGCUUGUGAUUCAGAAGCCGUGCCGAAAUUGGCAGAUUUUGUUACCCAUGUUGGUGAUCAGAAUAGUUCAUAUUAUGAUCCUCUGGGUGAUGGUGAUAAACUGAAGGAGCAAAUUAUGGAACAAGGAGGGAUAGAAAAAUUAGUUAAAUUGGUACAUUCUCCAGAUAAUACACUAAGGCUUAAUGCUAUAUGGGCAUUGAAGAAUUUAGUCUAUCAUGCUGAGUCUGAGAAUUUGACAGCUGAUAUAUUACAUAUGUUUCACAGAUUGAUUGAAGACCCUGAACUUGACGUGCAGGAAAAAGCAUUGAAUUUGUUAAGAAACCUAGCUUGUCCAAAACCAGAAGAUAUCGAGGAAGUAUUUAAAGGAUUAACUGAAAGUCGAUUGAUGAACAUCAUAGAAAGUAAACUUUGUUCUUGGAGUGACGAAAUAAUUAAACAGGUAAUUUAA